Messenger RNA from Diospyros lotus (date-plum), 2217 nucleotides. Its product is annotated as external alternative NAD(P)H-ubiquinone oxidoreductase B2, mitochondrial-like. Bases 181 to 1932 code for a protein of 583 amino acids. Lineage: Eukaryota; Viridiplantae; Streptophyta; Magnoliopsida; Ericales; Ebenaceae. The record is from RefSeq and is a predicted model, not a curated record. Gene Ontology annotation, molecular function: NADH dehydrogenase activity; calcium ion binding. The transcript is spliced from 10 exons.
UAUCCAUUCUUUCUGGACCAACAAGAAAGUCAUCACACGACUCUCUCUCUCUCUCUCUCUCUCUCUCCGGGCUUCCAACUAAGACCAGAAAGUGCAUGACCUAUUCUGUUUCAUAUGUAUAUGUAAUGUUCUCCCGAACUUGUGGCGAGAUCUGAGGAAUAAGCUUUGGCUUUCAGCAAGAUGAUGCGCCGUUUGAGCUUCUACGAGAGGUUUUCUCGAGCUUUCCAGGACCAUCCUUCCCUGGUCAAGCUGCUUGUUGUCUUCACCGUCAGUGGUGGGGGUGUUGUGGCGUAUUCUGAAUCAAAAUCAUAUGAUGGCAUGGGCAUAGUUAAUUCAUCUGAGGCUGAAGGCAAGAAAAAGCGAGUGGUAGUACUUGGAACUGGUUGGGCUGGAACAAGUUUUCUGAAGAAUCUGAAAAAUCCAUCCUACGAUGUUCAGGUGAUAUCACCUCGUAAUUAUUUUGCAUUCACUCCUCUAUUACCUAGCGUUACGUGUGGAACAGUGGAAGCUCGCAGCAUUGUGGAGCCAAUUCGCAAUAUCAUUAGAAAGAAAGAAGUGGAUAUUCGUUACUCGGAGGCAGAAUGUAUAAAAAUUGAUGCACAAAAUAAAAAGGUUUAUUGCCGAUCAAAUCAAGGUACGAAUUUGAACGGGGAUGAGGAAUUUGUUGUUGACUAUGAUUACCUUGUUAUAGCCAUGGGAGCACGUGCUAAUACGUUCAAUACUCCUGGUGUUGUGGAGAACUGCCAUUUCUUGAAGGAAGUUGAAGAUGCCCAGAAGAUACGCAGGUCUGUCAUUGACUGUUUUGAAAGGGCCAGCUUACCUACCCUUAAUGAUGAAGAUAGGAAGAAAAUUCUUCAGUUUGUCAUUGUUGGUGGAGGCCCAACUGGUGUUGAAUUUGCUGCAGAACUUCACGAUUUUGUUAAUGAAGAUAUAGUAAAAUUAUACCCUAAGGUCAAAGAUUUGGUGAAAAUAACACUGCUUGAGGCUGGAGAUCAUAUUCUGAACAUGUUUGACAAAAGAAUUACAGCUUUCGCAGAAGAAAAAUUCCAAAGGAAUGGCAUUGAUGUGAAGACAGGGUCAAUGGUUGUAAAGGUGUCUGAUAAAGAAAUUUCCACCAAAGAAAGAAGUGGAGAAACCUCUUCCAUGCCAUAUGGAAUGGUUGUCUGGUCAACUGGCAUUGGGACUCGUCCAGUUGUAAUGGACUUUAUGAAGCAAAUUGGCCAGACAAACAGGCGUGCACUAGCAACCGAUGAAUGGCUCCGUGUGGAGGGAUGUGAUAAUGUAUAUGCACUAGGAGACUGUGCCACAAUUAAUCAACGCAAAGUCAUGGAAGAUAUUUCCGUGAUAUUCAGCAAAGCAGACAAGGACAACUCUGGAACGCUGACGGUUACAGAAUUCCAAGAAGUGAUUGAUGACAUCUGCCAAAGAUACCCUCAAGUUGAACUUUAUCUAAAGAAUAAACAGAUGGGCAGUAUUGCAGAUCUAUUACAGGAACCUAAAGGAGAUGUUCCGAAAGGAGCCAUUGAAUUGAAUAUUGAAGAAUUCAAAAGAGCUGUGUUGCAUGUUGACUCCCAAAUGAAAAAUCUUCCAGCUACUGCCCAGGUUGCAGCUCAGCAGGGUGCCUACCUGGCUAAGUGCUUUAACCGUAUGGAAGAGGCUGAGAAAAAUCCGGAAGGCCCUCUCCGGUUUAGGGGAGAAGGUCGCCAUCGUUUUCGUCCCUUCAGGUACAAGCAUUUGGGACAAUUUGCUCCACUGGGUGGAGAACAAACUGCUGCGCAGCUUCCCGGGGACUGGGUCUCAAUUGGCCAUAGCUCCCAGUGGCUAUGGUAUUCUGUGUAUGCAAGCAAGCAAGUAAGCUGGCGUACAAGGGCCUUGGUUGUAACCGACUGGACCAGGCGUUUUGUGUUCGGCAGGGACUCAAGUCGCAUAUGAUCAAAGGCAGCUAAUUCCCGCAGUUGGCCUUUUAGUUUCUCUAUGUUUUUUAACCCUGCCAAGUGCCAAAUUUUGUUUUCCUUUCUUUGGUUGGUUGCCCGGUUCCCGAGAAUUUAUAAACAUUCAUAUUGAGAUGUAAUAAAUCUGUUGUAAGCUCUUUGUUGGUGCAUAUGAACUUUGUUUUCUUUUAUAUAUUUUUUUAGGAACGGUAUAUCUGAACUUUGUUGAUAAUUUCUGUAUCAAAAUUAUUUAUGAAAAUGGUUUCGUUUACUAUUUCUCAUGUUA